AUGUCCAACAUCCAUAACAUUUCUUCGGCUUCGCUGAACGAACUCCUGUACGCCUAUGCAGACGUGUUUGAUGCUGUCGACAGCCUACAAGAAGCCGGUAUGAAACGAGAGCUUGUCCCUAAGCUCGUCGUGACUGGUGAUCAAAGCAGUGGCAAAAGCUCUGUACUGGAGGCUAUCUGUCGGGUUCCUUUCCCGGUUGACCAGGACCUUUGCACCAGGUUCCCUAUUGAACUGAUACAGCGCAAGACCGACAAAGGCUCUAUCAUCGUCAACAUCAGCGCUGUGGAGCCGACGCCCACUCGCGAUGCUCUCAGCCAGUUCAAUAGGGAACUCAUACCAGGUGAUACGGUGGGAUUGGGAGCUGCAAUUCAAGAGGCAUCCAGUCUCAUUUUGGGAAACACACCCGGCUCUGCCAACUACCGCCGUUUUAGCAGAGAUGUUUUGAGGAUCAUCAUCUCGGGUCCUGAAAAGUAUCCCCUCACACUUGUGGACCUUCCCGGGUUUUUUCAAUCUAGCAACAUGAACCAGAACGAGAGAGACAAGGAAAUUGUUGACGAAAUAGUGGCGCCCUAUUUGAGAGAACCACGGAAUGGUAUACUUUUGAUUAUGCCAGCCCAUGUUUUAUGGAAUGUGCUUCGAGCUCCGUCCGAAGUAGCAUGCACUGCUGUUGAUCCUUCCGGGACCAGGACGCUUGGGAUCUUUACCGCACUUGACAAAUCGACCUACAAAGACCAGAUCAAAAAGCAUUUCUCAGGACAAGAGUCUUGGUACCCUCAGCAUGGUUGGCAUGGCCUCAAGAACCUGUCAACAGAGGAAAGAAGGCAAGGAGAAAACCGAGAUGAAGUUGAGGCGGCUUUUUUCGCCAAGAAGUGGCCAGAGAUCGACAGAUCCUGUAAGGGAAUCGAAAGUUUGCGUCCGAAACUCAGCGAGUUCUUGGCGAACCAAAUUAGAGAGCACCUUGGAGGGCUCAUCAACGAUGUGGAGACAGAGAUCAAAACUCUCGACGCGCAUCUUGAGAGGCUGGGCAGAAAGAAGACAACUGAGCAACAGCAACGAGAUUACCUGUCGAGAAUGGCCGGAGACUUUCGCCAGCUUUGUUACAGUGCGGUACAAGGGCACUACAGCGAAGACUUCUUCAACGACCCAAAGGACUCGACACAGGAAAGCCAAGAUAAACGAUUGCAAUCUGUUACUAGAGCCCUUGGGCAGCAGUUUAUCUCCACUAUGAUCGAGAAGGGAAAAAAGACACAGCUUGAGGCCCCUGAUUGCAACGGACAUACGAAUCUUCCCCAAAGUUUGCAAAGCGGACUGUUGUCACGUUUGCAAGCCACUUUCAAGGAAACUAUUCACAAUGCACUGGCUCAUGAUCAUAGUGGUGAAAGAGUCAGUGGCUCUACAUGGCAAAGACCCCGGGAGAGACGUGAUAGUUCUGGGUCGGCCAGUAAUAGGCGUGACAGACAUACAAAGAGACGUUCCCAAUCGGGCAAUGUCGCAGACGAAGAUGGCCCCAAUGACGUCGACUACGAGCACGACAACAGUGACGAAGACGGAUAUGAUCAUGACGGAGAAGACCAAUAUGGCGAUGAGGACGACCCAGAAGAGCUUCCCAGACAUGACACAGAUCCCGAAGACAGUAUCGAGAAAGACUCGCAAGACGAGGCAGCCAUCUCUGUUCCAUCCUUCCUACGUGCAGACAUUGUAAAAAUGUACGAGUCUUUCGCCCCACCAACCAAAAAAAGUUUUGAAGACUUCGAGACUCAGGUUCUAGCUAUGGCUGUUCAAUGGAGAGGAACGGAAAGCUUGGAUGAUGUCAAUCCCGCCAUGGUGUCAAGACUAUACCGUGAAGAGACAUCGCAUUGGGAAGCAAUUGCGAAUUGCCAUCUUCAGCUUGUGUGGGAUGCAGUGAUGCGUUUCGUUGACCUGGCUCUCGAACAUUGUGUAGAUUCGUCUCUCUUGAAAUUUCUCGAGCGCUCCGUCAUCAACAAUCGCCUUGAAAUGCUUCGCCUCAGUGCCCAGGCAAAACUCCAGGAACUUGUUAAGUGUCACCAAGGAACGAAUCCAGGAUUCCAUGACUUUCUCCGAGAGUUCCAAGACGAAUCAUUGGAGUUCAGCAACAGAAUCAAGCUAGAUAGUGUUGACGGGAGGAAAGCCAUACUUCAGCGGAUCGAUUCCACAUUGUCGGCAAAGACGUUUGAAAAGAUCCUGGAAUGGUCUUGUCAGUCAGUAGGAGGUGUCAUUCCAUCCAAGGGUAUAGUUGCCAGUGCUGUACUGAGCCAGAUAAAAGAAAUAAUUGCUGGCCAAGUUCCGACAAACGACGCGCAACAUAGCUCAGCAGGUAGGUACCACCAGGACACCGAACGGGGCGCAGUGCGUCGGAGUAUCAUGAUGAUUGAGAAGUACUACAAGUUGUCCUUGGUCUCUUUUAUCGCCUAUGUUAAUGCACUGGUCAUCCACAAUGGCCUUCUGGAAAAGGUUCCGCAUGAGAUCUUCACUCAUACUAUUGUCUCCGAGCAAAGUGCGAAGACCAUCUCUUACAUCGCGGGUGAGAAAGAAAAGGAUACGAAGAAGCGUUUAGACUGCGAGAGAAAAUUGGGAAUUUUGCAGAAGGCUUUGGUUGCCCUCGAGAACUUUCGCAACAAUGAUUGA
Fusarium musae is the source of this 2646-nucleotide messenger RNA. RefSeq lists its product as uncharacterized. Gene Ontology annotation, cellular component: membrane; cytoplasm; microtubule. The transcript has 2 exons. NCBI's taxonomy places the organism in Eukaryota, Fungi, Ascomycota, Sordariomycetes, Hypocreales, Nectriaceae. Gene Ontology annotation, molecular function: GTP binding; microtubule binding; GTPase activity. Bases 1 to 2646 code for a protein of 881 amino acids. The record is from RefSeq and is a predicted model, not a curated record.